GCAGGGCAGCGGCUGGGAGACCGCGAGCCCCGGUGCAGCUUUCGCCCGGGUGCCGAGCGCGCCCCCAGCCCCGCGCCCCCGGGAGCGAGGCCGGUCGGCGGCCGCGCCGGAGCCGGUGCGGAGGGGGCGGGAGGCGGAUGCGGGUCCGCGCGGGCGCCGCAUCCUCCGCUCCAGCCGAGUCGCAUCCGGAGCGCCCGCAGCUCGGAUCCGGGGAGGAAGAUGCUCCGGGCGCCGGCCGUGCUGUGCGUGUGCGCGGCCGCCUGGUGCGCGCAGGCUCUGGCGGCGGCCGCGGGCCGGCCGGCCGGCGGCAAUUUUCUGGACGACAAACAAUGGCUCAGCACGGUGUCCCAGUACGACCGGGAGGCCGGACAGUGGAACCGAUUCCGAGACGAUGAUUAUUUCCGCACUUGGAGUCCAGGAAAGGCCUUCGAUGGGGCUCUAGACCCAACUAAAGACCCGUGCUUAAGGCUGAAAUGUAGUCGCCACGAAGUGUGCAUUAUUCAAGGUUCUCAGACCGCAGUCUGCGUUGGUCAGCGGAGACUCACGCACAGUAUGAAAGAUGCAGGAGUUGGGCAGAAGCAGUGGAGGGGUCCCCGGACAUCCACCUGCCAGCAGUGCCUGGGGGUCUCUACCAGCCCCGUCUGUGGUUCAGAUGGACAUACCUACUCUGCUCAGUGCAAACUAGAAUACCAGGCAUGCAUCUUAGGAAAACAGAUCUCAGUCAAGUGUGAAGGACGUUGCCCAUGUCCUUCAGAUACGACCAUGGGCUCAAGCAGGAAUAUGAAGAGAGCCUGCAGUGACCUGGAGCUCAGGGAGAUGGCCAGCAGACUGCGGGACUGGUUCAAGGCCCUGCAUGAGAGUGGGAGCCAGAACAAGAAGACGAAAGCAUCGCUGCGGCCGGAGAGAAGCAGAUUUGAUACCAGUAUUUUGCCAAUUUGCAAGGAUUCACUCGGCUGGAUGUUUAACAGACUUGAUACAAACUACGACCUGCUCCUGGACCAGUCGGAGCUUGGGAGCAUUUACCUGGACAAGAACGAGCGGUGCGCGGAGGCCUUCUUCAGCUCCUGUGACACGUACAAGGACAGCUCCAUCUCCAACAACGAGUGGUGCUACUGCUUCCAGAGGCAACAAGACCCACCUUGCCAGACGGAGCUCGGCAGUAUUCAGAAGCGGCUCGGGGUGAAGAAGCUCCUCGGACAGUACGUCCCCCAGUGUGACGCAGAUGGUUACUACAGGCCGGCGCAGUGCCACGGCAGCGCUGGGCAGUGCUGGUGCGUGGACCGAUACGGAAGGGAAGUCGCGGGGUCCAGGCGGCGCGGUGCUGCAGACUGUGCUAUUGAUUUUGAGAUCUCUGGAGAUUUUGCAAGUGGAGAUUUCCGUGAAUGGGCUGCUGAUGACGAUGAAGAUGACAUUAUGAACGAUGAAGAUGAAAUUGAAGAUGAUGAUGAGGAUGAAGGGGAUGAUGAUGAUGGUGGUGACCAGGAUGGAUACAUCUGAUGGAUGAGAGCUGAGAGCAACAAAUUCUAUGUUUCUUUUAUUUACCAAGUGAUCCCCUACUGAGGAGUACCUUCUUGCCCCAAAACAAAAUGAUUCUAAAACUCACUUAUAUUUUGUAUAAUUAUUUCAAAUAUUGCAACUAAAGUCAUAGAACUUUAUGUUUAGAGAAGUAUCAUUUACUUUGAGUUUUUAUAUGAAAAAGAGAACACAUAUGGAGUCCAGCCAGACAAGAGAAAGUUAUGCAGAGCUACUGAUCUAUGUGAAUCUGCCACAAACAAAACAACCAGUGCUUGAGGUCAUAUGUGAUAUUUUUCUGGGAGAAAUUCUAAGUUGAAUCUACAAUAACAUACUAGUGACCUGGAUUCUAAGGAUUUUAUAAAAAUAUGCAUGACCUUAAUUGCAGUUUCCAAGUAGACUCUUCCCAGAGCUGGAGUGAUUUAGAGGUGAGUGAGGGAAUAGCACAAAGUGAGAAGAACAAAGUCACCAUCCUGGAGACCUCCACCAUGUUUGUAUGUUUUUAGUUAUGAAGUUUUAGUGAUGUUUUUAGUUAUGAAGUUAUUCUGGAUGUGACCAGAUAGCUUACAAAAUGGCCAGUAGGGAAAAAACGUGGAUUUUGAAAGUUAAAAACAUAGUUGUCCUUUCUAAUUUUUAUUUUAAUUUAGACGGCAGUCUCAUGUUGAUUUGUUUGAUAAUCUUAACCAGCAUGAUUUCUUUAUCUUUCUAGAUUUCUUUAUCUUUCUAGGUUUCUUUAUCUUUCUGACCAGCAACUUAGGGUGCAGAACUUAAAGUGGAAAGACAAAGGGAAAGAUUCUUUUAAACCGUAUUUUUACAAAAAGUUUGUCAUUUGCCCCAAUAUCAAACUUAAAAAUCUUCAUUCGUAUUUUAUUUCCUGUGUUAGAUAAAUAUUUGCAUUUAAUCUAAGAAUUAUGCCAUUUUUGUUACUAGUGUCGAAACUUCGAGAACAUACUGUGCGGUGCCUUGCAAAAUAGACGUAGAAAGGCUUCAGCAUGCAUCCCCACACAGGACAUCAGGCCAUACAUAGGCACACCUAAUCACAAGUUAACACCCGUCCUGGUACUGCUGCUGGAAUGAAGAAAAUAGAAUACUUUCUUUCUUUUUUCUACUGUUACAUAGUUACCAUGUGGACUUGUUUAUGAUUAUUGUGUGGAGUAGCAUUUCAGAUUUAACUGCAACGAAAAUUAAUUGUUGUAUUUAAGUUAGCAUGUUAAUUAAUCGUGUAGCCCUUCUGGUACACCAUCACUUUUAAGGAGAUCAGACCUGUGGUUUUGUGCCCAUAAUACAAGUGGAAAAACCUGUUGGGUGUUACACACUGGUGUCACCACUUAAACAGUGGGUCAGCUGGUUUCCCAGUCUACAAUCCACUGAAAUAAAGUUGUUGGAGUCUUUCUAUUUGAUUUAUAUACACUAAGAAAAAAAUCUUUAAUGUUAACUUUAUGUAAUAUUUAAGGUAAAAUGCAUUUUCUUUUUUACUGUUUAUGUAGUUUACAAA
Balaenoptera acutorostrata (minke whale) is the source of this 3007-nucleotide messenger RNA. It is a transcript of the gene SPOCK3, whose product is annotated as SPARC (osteonectin), cwcv and kazal like domains proteoglycan 3. Lineage: Eukaryota; Metazoa; Chordata; Mammalia; Artiodactyla; Balaenopteridae. Bases 220 to 1497 code for a protein of 425 amino acids. The transcript is spliced from 11 exons. Gene Ontology annotation, molecular function: calcium ion binding; protein binding. The record is from RefSeq and is a predicted model, not a curated record.